Messenger RNA from Cottoperca gobio, 3603 nucleotides. RefSeq names its product ectodermal-neural cortex 3 (gene enc3). Gene Ontology annotation, cellular component: cytoplasm; Cul3-RING ubiquitin ligase complex. The record is from RefSeq and is a predicted model, not a curated record. Gene Ontology annotation, biological process: ubiquitin-dependent protein catabolic process. NCBI's taxonomy places the organism in Eukaryota, Metazoa, Chordata, Actinopteri, Perciformes, Bovichtidae. Gene Ontology annotation, molecular function: protein binding.
UUGACCCUGAAGCUGGAUGGAGAAGAAAGCCUCUGCGGCAGUGCGGCAGCCCAUUGGCCGGCGUGAGGAGGAGGAGGAGCCGGCGGAACAGCUCGGCUGCCUCUGCUCUUCCUCUCCGCUCUGCUCUCUGCUCUCCUGCGUGGCUCCCCGAGAACAAACCCUGAAGCCAACUUUUCCCAUUGUUGUCAUAUUUGUUUGUUUUUUUGCUCAUUUAAACUAGAAGCUCGCAACGCAGACAAAUGGCUCAACCAUUCCCCGACACUUUAGCACACGAGGCAGUUUUAAACUCGGGAAGCGGACGCGUCUAAAUUUAUGCCGCAACUUCAAACAGAUCCACGGAACAAGUUGGACGCGACGUAAAGGAGCCCGGAGCAGCUCAAGCUCUAAGUCAAGAUGUCUGUCAGUAACCACGAGAACAGAAAGUCUCGCUCAAGUUCCGGCUCCAUGAAUAUCCACCUCUUCCACAAAACGUCCCACGCCGACAGCCUGCUGACUCAGCUCAACCUGUUACGCAAACGAAAGGUCUUCACAGAUGUCGUGCUGAAGGCCGGGAGCAAUUCGUUCCCCUGCCACCGGGCCGUCCUGGCCUCCUGUAGCCGAUACUUUGAGGCCAUGUUCAGCGGCGGGCUCCGGGAGAGCCGUGACGCCGAAGUCAACUUCCGCGACUCUCUCCAUCCAGAGGUGUUGGAGCUCUUGCUCGACUACGCUUACUCGGCCCGAAUCAUCAUCAACGAGGAGAACGCGGAGUCGCUCCUGGAAGCCGGCGACAUGCUUCAAUUUCACGACAUCAGGGACGCAGCGUCAGAGUUUCUAGAAAAGAACCUCCAUCAGUCAAACUGUCUGGGGAUGAUGCUGCUGUCGGACGCCCACCAGUGCCAGAGACUGUACGAGCUGUCGUGGAGGAUGUGCCUGGCAAACUUUGAUACUCUCUUCAAGACUGAGGACUUCCUCAGCCUGCCCAGAGACAAGGUCCAGGAGCUGAUCCUCAGUGAGGAGCUGGAGGUGGAGGAUGAGAGCCUGGUGUACGAGGCUGUGAUCGACUGGGUCAAGGCGGACAUGGAGCACCGGCACAGCGAGCUGCCCGAGCUGCUGCGCUGCGUCCGCCUGGCGCUGCUCCCUGAAACGUACCUGCUGAAGAACGUCGCUUCAGAGGAGCUGGUGAUGUGCCACAAGGUGGGUCGGGAGAUCGUCGAAGAUGCCGUACGGUGCAAAAUGAGGAUCCUCCAGAAUGACGGUAUUGUAACGGGGUUUUGUGCCCGGCCGAGGAAGGUUAGCCAGGCCCUGCUGCUGCUAGGAGGACAGACUUUCAUGUGUGAUAAAGUCUACAUGAUCGACAACAAGACGAAGGAGAUCACCCCCAAAACAGACAUCCCCAGCCCCAGGAAAGAAUGCAGCGCCUGUGCUAUUGGUUGCAAGGUUUAUGUUACUGGAGGACGUGGCUCUGAGAACGGGGCCUCCAAAGAUGUCUGGGUCUACGACACGUUACACGACGAGUGGUCCAAAGCGUCUCCUAUGCUGGUCGCCAGAUUCGGACAUGGGUCUGCAGAACUGGACCACAUGCUGUAUGUUGUGGGAGGACACACUUCUCUCGCAGGAUCCUUCCCUGCAUCUCCCUCUGUGUCUCUCAAACAGGUGGAGCAGUACGACCCUCAGACCAACAAGUGGACCCUGGUGGCUCCACUUAGAGAGGGGGUCAGCAACGCUGCCGUCGUCGGGGCCAAAAACAAACUCUUUGCCUUUGGGGGCACCAGCGUGAACAGAGACAAAUACCCCAAGGUGCAGUGCUUUGACCCGUGCCAGAAUCGGUGGACUGUGCCGGCCUCCUGCCCGCAGCUGUGGCGCUACACUGCAGCGGCCGUGGUUGGAAACCAUGUCGUGGUGAUCGGUGGCGACACUGAAUUCUCAGCCAGCUCUGCUUACCGGUUCAACAGCGAGACGUACCAGUGGUCAAAGUUUGGAGACGUGACGGCCAAACGGAUCAGCUGCCAUGCAGUGGCGUCAGGAAACAGACUAUAUGUGGUCGGGGGGUACUUCGGGGCUCAGAGGUGUAAAACACUAGACUGUUAUGAUCCAUCGUCGGACUCUUGGGACAGUGUGACCAGUGUGCCGUACUCGCUUAUUCCCACUGCCUUCGUCAGCACAUGGAAGUACCUCUCCGCAUAGAGAGCGACUCUUUGAAGUUUCCACAGCGACUCGAUCGGCCGUGGCGUCCGGUAUGCAGCGUGCAUCUCCCCUUCACUGGCGGCGGAGGAAGAGUUCCCGCUGUGGCUCCCUCCAGCCUGACUUACAUGAUCUGCAGCUGCAGAGCGCGGAGUCUCUAUAUAACAUGAGAAGCACAGGAAGCAGACUGAGCGCCGACGUGUUUCACCUGCACGGUGCGGCGCUGCUCGCCUGCACUCACUUCUGGUUACGGGCACUUUUCUGUAACUCGUUUUCCUCUGCCGAUAGUUCCCCCCUCAGUGUAGGCAGGGGGUCAGCUGAUCGCUGUAGCGCCGCCACGUGAAACCCACCCAUCAUCUGCAAGUGUGCACGCCGUAGUUUUGCAAAGUGACAUUUCUUUUAAAAACUGGGGCGAGGUAAUAAAAAGUUGCUACUGUUUGUGCAGGACGUCCCGUGUUGCGCUCUCUGACCAAUCGGUGGUCUGCAUUGUUUUUACCCAACCUUCUGUCUGCAACGUCUGCGAAUGGAAAACCGCACGGAGCCGCACCGUGCCGAUGACACGUGGCUCUUGGCUUCUCCUUCCUCCACCCCCUGCGAUGGAUCGGCCCCGCACUGCUCGCCGGACUCACUCCCACAUCAUCACGCAUCCUCCCGCCUGGAGAUCACCACGCACUUACAGCUGGACCUUCUGUCGUGGUUUCUCUCCUCGGGACACCGAGCGUUCACUCAGGUGUCAUCUAUUCGGACUGCCGAUUGGCUGACUUAGACCGUUGCUGCGCCAGGCGUUUGGGGAAGUGUAUGAUUUUGUAUUCUUAGACUCUGGACUUGGGCUUCCCUCAAUUUUGGUGAGCUAAAUUCGUAUAUCUUAAAAUACACGCUCGCACGAGAGAACGUGGCCGUGACGGCGGGACAAGAUUCUUUUCUGCUUGUUAUUUGAAACUAUUUGUUGUGUACUUUGUGUCUCAGGGUUUUGUGUAGUUCUGCCUGUUUGUAACGUUUUCUGUCUUCUUCUUUGUGAAUGUAAUAUUUAGUGAUGAACUCUCAGUUCAGACGGCGUUCUUACAAAGUGUAAAAGUAUGAUUACACUUAAACGUUGCCAAAACCUGAAUCUGUAACCUUCGUGUCAUUCUGCAUUUAAGUAACAAGCAAAGUGUGUGUUCUCAUAUGUCAGGCUCUGUAGUGGAAGUUGUUUGCGUGUAUAGUUUGUAUAUAUUUGCUUUGUAAUGAUUUUGUAGAAGCCUUUGAUUUGCACAUUUUGUACAAAGAAAUCUCUCGACGGUCUUAAUUUUGUAUCUUUGUGUAAACGUCUCGUGUGACUCAUCGAAGCAUUUCUGUAGCAAACGAUCAGCAAGUAUACAUGAAACGCACUGAUAUGUGACGCUAUCACUGACCCUCUGUUACGUGUUCUACGGAUCAUAACUCGCCAAUAAACAUCUCGUUGAA